This is a messenger RNA of Lactuca virosa, 1658 nucleotides long. The record is from the annotation of a GenBank genome assembly. NCBI's taxonomy places the organism in Eukaryota, Viridiplantae, Streptophyta, Magnoliopsida, Asterales, Asteraceae.
AUGUUUGAUAUGGGUAAACCCAUUUGGAUCAUUCGCCUCCUAAAGACCGCCAUAGCAGACUUCUUCCCAAACUUCGAAGCUUCAACAGUGACUACGUACUACUGUCUCAUUUCCAUACUAUCGAACUGCUUUUCUAGCUCAGAUCGAGAACAUUCAAGAAGUAAUGGCAGUAAUUGCAUCUGCUCCUGGGAAGGUUCUGAUCACAGGAGUUGCCUUUGGUCAUGGACAGAUUUGAAGUUAACUUCUCCUCAAAUGGGCAGAGAAGCUAUCUACAAAAUGUCACUAAAGCAUUUUACUCUUCAAUGCACUUCCAGUGAAUCAAGGAACCCUUUUGUGGAAUAUGCAGUGCAAUAUGCUGUAGCAGCAGCAUAUGCAACAUUUGAUAAUGAAAAGAAGGAUGCACUUCAAAAACUGCUUCUGAAAGGUUUUGAUAUUACAAUUUUAGGUGGCAAUGACUUUUAUUCCUAUCGCAAUGAGAUUGAAGCACGUGGGCUUCCACUAACCCCGGAAUCACUGGCAUCUCUACCACCUUUUUCUUCAAUUACUUUGAAUUCUUCAAGUGGAGAAAAUUCUAAGCCUGAAGUUGCAAAAACUGGGUUGGGAUCUUCUGCAGCCAUGACCACAGCAGUGGUUGCUGCUUUACUUAAUUACCUUGGAGUUGUUAAUCUUUCAUCUUAUAGUGGGGCCCAAUAUCAAGAAAAUCUUGAUGUGGUGCAUAUUAUAGCCCAAAUGGCUCACUGUAUUGCUCAAGGAAAAGUUGGGAGUGGAUUUGAUGUUAGUUCAGCUGUUUAUGGAAGUCAUCGUUAUGUAAGAUUUUCACCACAAGUUAUCUCUUCUGCUCAGAAUGUAAUCAGAGCCCUACCACUAGAAGAAGUUGUGUCUGAUGUCUUAAAGGGAAAAUGGGAUCAUGAAAGGACCAAAUUCUCCUUGCCACCAUUAAUGAAUCUGUUACUAGGUGAGCCAGGAACUGGAGGAUCAUCAACUCCAUCAAUGGUUGGUGCUGUAAAAAAAUGGCAGAACUCUGACCCUCAAAACUCAUCAAAUACAUGGAAACAAUUGUCAGAAGCAAAUACAACACUUGAAGCACAGUUAAAUUUGUUAAGCAAAUUUGCAGAAGAAUAUUGGGAAACGUAUAAAGGUGUUAUUUACAACUGCAGCAUGUAUCAAUCAGAAAAGUGGAGAGAGCAAGCAAGUGAAACGAUAAGUCAAGAAAUUGUGAAAACAUUAUUUGGAGCUCGGGAUGCCAUGCUUAACAUCAGGUUUCACAUGAGGGAGAUGGGGAAGGCUGCAGGAAUACCUAUAGAACCGGAAUCACAAACUCAACUUUUGGAUGCGACAAUGAACAUGCCCGGAGUUUUGUUGGCCGGAGUUCCUGGAGCCGGAGGUUUCGAUGCGGUAUUUGCAGUUAUGUUAGGAGAUUCCGGUCAAAACCUUUCUAAAGCGUGGAGUUCACACAAUGUUUUAGCUUUGCUAGUAAGAGAAGACCCUCGUGGUGUUUCUUUAGAGAAUGCUGAUCCUCGAACCAAUCAAAUCACAUCCGGUAUUUCUUCUAUUAGUAUCGUGUGAUAUUGUAUUUUUAAUUUCAUGAUUACCAUGUUUAGAUGGAAUACAUGAUCACAUUGUUUUUGGAGUAUUAUAGGAAUAAAGUCGGUGUUUAU